AUGCCUUCUAUCAGAAAUGUCCUAGAGAGUCCCACAGAUCAGGACACGUUUAACACGCUACUCUCAUCUUCAACAUCUAUCUCUCUUCAGACGCCUAUAAGCAGAUCCGAGGUGAUUUUAAUUGUAAUCGCUGCCUUCUUUGCGUUGGUGGCCACCGCAGCCAUACUACGCGUGUAUAUUUCUACUUCCGUGUCGGAUUCAUGUCCUCAAACUGCAACUAGAGGGGCUCGAAAAAUCUGGGUCAACGUUCUCCGCUCGUUUAUCCGCGAAGUGCCCUCCGCGGGGUCUGCCUCUUGUCACACUGAUCUUCACGGCGGAGAUCCAUGUCACGAUCCUGAACCUGGUCCAAACCCGCGCUCAGAUGCAUUGUAUCCGACAGUACCGUUAUCCGGUUCACGUAACGACGUUGACGACGAGUCUGCCAUUCUCUCAGUCCAUGCGGGUUUCACCAGUGUGUUGAGAAGAGGUCAGCGAAAUCGUACGGGCUCCCAGUCAUCCGCUGCUACUUCUACUACUGCCACCACCAUCACGACGACGGCGUCCGAUAGCCUUUGUACUACUACUAUUCCGAGAUCUUCAGUUACUUCGAUGACCUCGGCACUCGAACACAGCGACUCUGAAGCUGACCUGGAUGGUAUUAUUGGCACGGGAGAGGAAGGAUUCGUCUAUGAAGUUAAAAGGGCUCAGACACAAAGCAUGGAGGUCAAGAGAGGUGUACUGGUAUGCUGGAGAUUUUCGGACACUAAUACGCAGCAGAGGGCCUCGUUAUCAUCGCCACCACCGAUAGUCGUCGUAUCGGAAUCUGAAGAACCAGCAGAUGCGUUCUGGGCCAACUCAUCGACAACGGACACAAGAUUUCCUUCCGAUGGUUUUCUGCAUCCUCAGUCUACCCCUUCCCUUUGCAGCCUUCCGAGCUCGGAAUCUAGUACGAGCAGCAUUUCUGUUGACUUGGAUGAAUUUCCUUUGCCACCGAAACUAAUCACUUCACCCUCACGAUCCACGAGCUUUUUGACUGUACCCGGGAACAAUGUUACGACGUUUUUGAAGGAUGAUACCAGGGAGCCAGAACGUUCAACCGUUGACCAUGUCAUCAUGUUGUAUGUUUUAGAAUCCGAUUGA
Marasmius oreades (fairy-ring Marasmius) is the source of this 1119-nucleotide messenger RNA. RefSeq lists its product as uncharacterized. The transcript has 2 exons. NCBI's taxonomy places the organism in Eukaryota, Fungi, Basidiomycota, Agaricomycetes, Agaricales, Marasmiaceae. The record is from RefSeq and is a predicted model, not a curated record. The coding region runs from base 1 to 1119 and encodes 372 amino acids.